Molecule: messenger RNA, 2635 nt
Organism: Onychostoma macrolepis
Lineage: Eukaryota; Metazoa; Chordata; Actinopteri; Cypriniformes; Cyprinidae
Gene: arhgef33
Product: Rho guanine nucleotide exchange factor (GEF) 33
Exons: 15
Coding region: 112-2229 (705 amino acids)
Molecular function (GO): guanyl-nucleotide exchange factor activity
Source: RefSeq, a predicted model, not a curated record
UUGGCUUGUAAAAUUAAUCCUUUUGAGCAAAGAAACUCUAAUAGAAAGGAUCCAAACCACAGAGGAUCUGAAACGACAGUUCUGGAUUUGGACCUUGAAGACCAUCAGAUCAUGGAGAAUGGCAAAAUAGAGGGUACAAGUAAUGACAUAGAUGCCAUAGACCUUCAGUUGCAGGCAAUGUGGGCGGAGCUAAAAUCAGGAGUUGGAAGUGUGGUGGAAGACUUUGCCACCCUACGGAAAACCUACAGCCGACUGGAGGAGAAAGUCUCCACCUGUCAACAAGAAACUAAUGAAAAGAUCCUGUCUCUCAGAAACACACUUAACACAUUACAGGAAGACAUAAGCACAGCUCUAACGCAGCUUUCUGAGGUUAGGAGUAACCAAAAAGACCUGCAGAGGGACCUGGACCUCAUGCAGAGCACACAACACAGGAAAGGCUCAAGGGGGGAGGGAUCAGUGGAUGGCCACGCCUCUCUAAACAGCCAAACAGAACUCAGUCUCAUUCAGCAUUACAUAAGCAGCCUGUCAGCCAAUCAGAACUCCUAUCCUGAGCUUGACACUCAAAAGAAGUCUCCAUUGUGGAGGGAGAGAAAAAACAGUCGAGAUCUGAAAGAACAAAACAACUCAACUAUAAUUCAGAGGCAGACUGCAGCACUGGAGCUGUUGGAGUCUGAGAGAGCGUAUGUGUCUUAUCUCUCACUCCUGUUAAAGGCCAACAUCAGUUUUAAUGGCUCGGAAAAUGUUAACCUCAAAGACAAACGGCCUUUCCCUCCCUCUCUACGCUUCUUGAUUCAGCAGCAUCUGGAACUCCUUCACCUUCUCCAGGAGAGAGUUCUUAAGAGCCACUGGCAAGGAAUCAUGGGAGAUGUAUUUCUAAGGCUCACUAGCAAAGAAAGUGAUUUUCUGGAUCAUUAUGUAUCGUACCUACGGGACCUGCCAGAAUGUUUGACAGUUGUUAGUCUGUUCUCCUCUUCAAAAUCAGCCAGCUUACUGGAGAGUGACAUCCCAGGGGAUGAGACACGUCCGUCUCUGCAUUCUCUGCUUCUACAACCUGUCCAACGUAUACCAGAAUACCAUACGCUCCUCCAGAGUCUUCUACAGCAGACGGAGUCAGAGCAUCCAGACUAUUAUUUGUUACUGGUGUCUGUGCAACAACUCCGAUAUUUCAUGAACCAGUAUAGCCAUCUGCUACAGCAAAACCAGGAGCUCCUCACACACAGUCAUGCCCUACGAGAACACACACACAACCUGUGCACACACCAGCAGGAGCGGCCCUCACACACCCGAAAAGAGCUUAGCAGGUCUACAGUGAGACAGCUGUAUAAAGUCGACUAUGAGAAAAAUUACAGCAACAUCAGCGCACAAAAUGAUCCCUCUCGACAUAACAAACGCUACCCUGACUAUGAAGCGGCACCGUAUCACUAUGACCCAGAAAUCCCGUCUCCUGUCUCCUUCCUGUCCGAUUCUGACUCUCGCCAUAAAGCCAUCUCAGUUCCUCUGCACAGCAUUCCAGAGACGGAGGGAACGGGAUCUGUCCUCUCUGAUGCUCUGGGUGCGCUCUUUCCCUACGGAGCCGGAGGCUCUCGCUGCUCAAGCCCAUCUCAUUCCUCUGACUCCAGCAUUGAUAUUGCCUUUGUGCGUUGUAGUCCUUCUCAUAGUCCACCUCGACAGUCCCACAGUAGGGGGCGAAGCGCUGGGGGUGUGGUUUAUAGGUCCAACAGAGCCUGUGUGUCACCUGACUCAGCAGAUAUUGUAAGACCACGCCCUCUACAGGCAGUGCAGAGAAAGAGCAAAUCACUGAACGGCCUGCAGAUAGACAGUAUUGAUAGCCAAGCCCACCAGACGAAAACUUCUGCCCACCCGAGGCUGGAGCGCCAGUCAAGCGGCAAAUCAAGACUGAGACCCAGCAGUCCAAAGCACAGAUAUGAGACACACACUGACACAGAGGAGCAGCCACGACUAAUACAUCAAAAGGAUCCUAGAAGCCUGGUGUGGGAGGAGCUCAAAUUGAGGGGUGUGUCUGACGAUUAUGACCACACCCCCUUGAGUGAACGCAGUAGGAAAGAAGGAAAAGGAUUUAGGAACUCCUUCAAAAAGCUCUUUAAGAAGAAAUCUAGUGGUGACGGAAAGGAGAAGACAACAGUGAAAGCCGAGUGUCAAAGCAGCGGAGAGCUAGAGUCCAUCAAAGCCCCUCACACAGCAGACAUUGACAGAGGAACUGCUGUUUAAAGUGGUUCUCAACUGGUUUUGCUUCAGGGAAUGCACGAAUGCUUGGUCUUCAGUGUUUCCUCUCUAAAUAUCUCUUGAAUGUCGAGGGUUUCAUGCUUUCAAACAUUUUGCAUGAUAAAUUAAUUUGUCAUAUAAUUUUGGGCGGAAUUUUGAGAACCUUUGGUUCUUGCAUUAUUUAUGCAAAUAUAUACUUACACAUAUAAACAAACAAGCACACUUAUCCAUCUUUUGUUCAGUUUAUGCUGGGCCGCUCUGACAGGAUGCAAAACUACAUCUGAUCAAAUGUAUAAUGUUAAUGAAAUACAUGCUGUAUACUUUACAAAUAAAAAUAAAAAUGUAAAUAUAUUUGAAUGCAAAUGUAAAUGGUAACAAUUAAAAUAAUAAAGCAAUAAUAAAGCAAAUCUUA